Molecule: messenger RNA, 1963 nt
Organism: Amborella trichopoda
Lineage: Eukaryota; Viridiplantae; Streptophyta; Magnoliopsida; Amborellales; Amborellaceae
Product: protein disulfide-isomerase
Biological process (GO): response to endoplasmic reticulum stress; protein folding
Cellular component (GO): endoplasmic reticulum
Molecular function (GO): protein disulfide isomerase activity
Source: RefSeq, a predicted model, not a curated record
CGAUUUAGGGAUUUGCGAAGAGUGAGAUUAUUAAUAGGGAAGCGCAGGAAAUCCAGGAGAGAAAGAAAGUAGAGAGAACCCAUUGGAGAGAAAGUAGAGAGAGAGAGAGAGGGUAGAUUUCAGACACUGUUCUGACGAAGGUAGCAGGAAUGGCUAGGGUUUGGAACUGGUUCUCUGUAACCUUGAUUUUCUUCCUUGUUUCAUCCAUUGCUUCUGCUGAAGAAGCAGCUCCGUCUACUGAAGAAGCAGCUCCGUCUACUGAAGAAGCAGCUCCAGAGUUCGUUGUUACUCUUGACGCGAGUAACUUCUCUGCGACAGUGAAGAAGCAUGAUUUCGUGGUUGUGGAGUUCUAUGCCCCAUGGUGUGGGCACUGUAAGAAUCUCGCACCUGAGUAUGAAAAAGCUGCUGCGGUGCUGAGAAAUAAUGACCCUUCAAUUACUUUGGCUAAGGUUGAUGCUAAUGAUGAAGUCAAUAAAGAACUCGCUACUGAAUAUGAUGUGAAGGGAUUCCCAACCCUGAAAAUUUUAAGAAAGGGGGGAGCAUCUGUUCAAGAGUACAAGGGGCCACGAGAUGCCGAGGGCAUAAUUAACUAUCUGAAGAAACAAGCUGGUCCUGCAUCUGCUGAAAUAAAAUCCUCAGAAGAUGCUACCACCCUUAUCGAUGACAAGAAAAUUAUCAUCGUAGGGGUGUUCUCCAAGUUUGAGGGAGAGGAGUUUGAAAACUUUACUGCCCUUUCAGAGAAGUUGCGUUCUGAUUAUGAUUUUGCUCAUGCCUUGGAUGCAAAGCUCCUUCCACGAGGGGAUGCUACAAUUAAGUCCCCUGUGGUGAGGUUGUUCAAGCCAUUUGAUGAACUCUUUGUUGAUUGCAAGGAUUUCCAUGUUCAUGCCAUGGAAAAGUUUGUUGAGGAGGCAAGUUUGCCGCUCACAACUAUUUUUAACAAAGAUCCCAGCAACCACCCGUUUGUUGCAAAGUUUUUCAACUCUCAGAAUGACAAGGCCAUGCUUUUUACGAACUUCAGCAGUGAUGAUUUUGAGGCCCUUAAAUCAAAAUAUCAUGAUGUUGCUAGGCAUUACAAAGGAAAGGGUGUUAGCUUUCUUCUUGGUGAUGUUGAAUCCAGUCAAGGGGCUUUUCAGUACUUUGGUCUUCAAGAAGAUCAAGUUCCUCUCAUCAUCAUACAAAAUAAAAAAGGGCAGAAGUUCCUAAAAGAGAAACUAGAGGCAGAUCAUAUUACUCCUUGGUUGAAGGAUUACAUGGAUGGCAGUGUAAAACCAUUCACAAAAUCAGAACCUAUUCCUGAAGUUAACAAUGAGCCCGUUAAGGUUGUUGUGGGUGACAGUUUCCAAGAAAUGGUCCUCAACCCUGGGAAAAAUGUAUUGAUUGAAUUCUAUGCACCUUGGUGUGGACACUGCAAAAAACUAGCUCCGGUGUUGGAUGAAGUUGCUGUCUCAUUUGAAAAUGAUCAUGAUGUGGUCAUUGCCAAGAUUGACUCAACUGCAAAUGAUAUCCCCUCAGAUGCAUUUGAUAUAAAAGGCUAUCCAACAUUGUAUUUCUCAACUGCUAGUGGAAAACUUGUGGAAUAUGAUGGGGACAGAUCAAAGGAGAAUAUCAUUGAAUUUAUUCAGAAGAACAGGGAAGCAGUCUCCCAAACUGACUCUGUGGAAGAUACCCAAACUGACUCCUUAAAAGAUGAGCUGUAAAAGAAGUUCCCUCUGGAUAUCAAAGUCCGAGAGAGAGUUUUAGGAAGGCAGAGGCGGGUUACCUCUUUCACUAGAGGAGGAUGAACGCGUUUGUUUUCAGAUAGUUUGCAGCCGCAGCGGGAAGUAGUAAAUGUAGUAGAUACAUCAUAAGUAAUUUUGAAUUUUCUAUGUUAAUAUGUACUUCACUCUCAAAUAAGUGGGCUUCUCCAUUUUCACUUGUGCAAUUUGCUGAAUGGAGCUUCAUGAUCUUGAUACUUGGCUUGUAU